GUUGAAUUGAGGGGAAAUGUGCUGAUCUGCUCAGUUGAUCGUGCCUGAAUCCUUAACGUGGGAGGCUGACUUCAAUUUAUAAGCGACCAAAACAGUUUGUUUGUUUGUUUUUUUUUGUGAGAUGCAGUACUAGUCAACAGUGGUUCAUUGUCACACGGAUCAAGUGAGCCUCGAAUAUACAAUGUCGGACUUUACCAGCACCUGAAAUAAGUGAUAGAAAUGUGGUUUUUCAUCGUUGGUUGGUUAUUCACAGCCCUGUGUGUUCUUGAAAACGCUUUUGUAAUCUAUUUGAUUAUUACAAGACCACAACUUCAUGUAACGGCAAACUGGUUCGUGGUGUCCCUCGCACUGGCUGAUCUCUGCGUCGGAUUAAGCUAUUUUCCCCUUCUUUUCAUUUCAAGUUUCUUCCCGUCAGAGCUAUCCGUCGACCACUCUGGACUUUGGUUCAAAAUCAGCCAUACAUUUCUCUAUUCCUCGACUUUGAAUCUUUGCGUCAUGACAGCAGAUAGGUACUUAGGAGUGACGACGCCUCUCAAGUAUCUCUUACGUAUGACAAAGAAAAGACUGGUUUACCUGAUCUCUUCGGCGUGGAUUACACCGCUGAUCCUUUUUACGCUACCGUGCGUUUUCAUCUAUUCUAGCGGGAAUGAAUUGUUCAUUUUCGGCUUCGAAAUGUUAAGAGUUUCGAUCUUCCAGCUCAUUCCAAGCAUUCUUUUUAUAUUUGUUAUCUGCCGCCUCUGUUUCAUAGCCAGAGACAUUUCGCGGAAAGAAUCGGUUCUUUUGGCUCAGAUCAGGUUUAAUUUUCAGCCGCAACUAAAUGUGACCAGAAAGAAAUGCAAGGAAAAAAAGGCUUCUGUAAAUAUGAUUAUCUUUAUUAUUCUGUUUUUCGUCCUUUGCCACAUUGGAGGAAAUCUUCGCUGUUUCUGUUACGUCUUCAAAACUUGUACCGUUUCUGACAGUUUGAAAAGGAUCAUCCACAUCUCUUUUGUUGCAAACUCAGCCGUAAACCCUUUGGUGUACGCCGUCUUGAAGAGAGAUAUAAAAAGAGAGCUGAUAAAAAUAUAUGCGUGUUCGAGAGAAAUUAACAUUUUUUAGACAUUAUCAUUAAAUUUAUCUAUCUUGCAUACCUGGCGAAAAGCUAACGAAAUUAAGUGUUAAACAUUUGAAAAGCCAGUGAAUACUGUAUUUAGGUUUGUAGAAGAUGAUGUUCUUUCAGUCAAUGUUUGGCUAAUUAGGCGUGUGUUGGUUUGGAAAAGUUAAAAAAAAAAACGUGUUGCGAUUACUAAAUAGAAUUGCACGCGUUUUGUGAUGUAAAUAACUCAUUAUUAUCAUUCCUGUUAGAUUCUGGAUGGAACAAAAUGUUCAAAUGAUCUUUGAUGUAAUUUUAGAGCGAUCGUUCCGCUUGAAGAAUAAACCUGUUCCUGUCAGUAAUUUUAGUAACAGCUUUUUUUAUGUCAGGUGAUGGGGCAUGCAAGAUAGAGCAUCCUGAGGCUGUCAUGUAAAAUUAUUGUUAAGCAACCAUCCUUUAGGUAAAAAUUGCGCCUUAAGUCGGCGUUUGUACUCAUCGAAAGAAUUAUAUCAAUUGCAAAAAUUGUAAAAUCAUUGUAUAGA
Molecule: messenger RNA, 1611 nt
Organism: Stylophora pistillata
Lineage: Eukaryota; Metazoa; Cnidaria; Anthozoa; Scleractinia; Pocilloporidae
Source: RefSeq, a predicted model, not a curated record